Messenger RNA from Mytilus trossulus (common blue mussel), 1346 nucleotides. RefSeq names its product glucoside xylosyltransferase 2-like. Bases 102 to 1280 code for a protein of 392 amino acids. The record is from RefSeq and is a predicted model, not a curated record. Lineage: Eukaryota; Metazoa; Mollusca; Bivalvia; Mytilida; Mytilidae. The transcript has 8 exons. Gene Ontology annotation, biological process: protein O-linked glycosylation via N-acetylgalactosamine. Gene Ontology annotation, molecular function: UDP-xylosyltransferase activity.
UUUUUUUGCAGUUCUCUAUCAUUAGAGGUGUAAUUGCGACAACUUCCGGUCUACGUUUUCGUCUGAAUUUUUUUACUUCUGAAUUUUAAGAUAAUGAACAAAUGAGAAAGAAAAUGAUAUUUAAGUUUGGGGUGACAGUGGUUAUUCUGAUUGCUGUGUAUCUAUACUAUGUCCAUGAUGUCACUCAAGAUGGAAAUAUCAGUUUGCAGAAGGAGGAAGAAGAUAUUGACCUAAAUCAUGAACCUGAAAAACUGGAUGGCCAAGAUGAUCAACUUGGGGAACCAGAUGAAAAAGAUACUGAUAGACCAAUACAUUCCAGUCAUUGGAAGAAUGGUAUACACUUGUCUGUGGUGGCAUGUGGGGAUCGAGGAGACGAAACUAUUGUUUUGUUGAAAUCAGCCGUGUUGUUCACCUCAGAACCACUUGUCUUUCAUAUAUAUGCUGAACAUGAACUUCAUCCUAUGUUCAAUCAAAAGUUGGAUUACUGGCCAGCGGAAUACAAACGUAAAUUUUUGUAUUAUUUGUACAAUAUAACAUUCCCUACUGACAACACACAAGAAUGGAAGAAAUUGUUUAAACCAUGUGCAUCACAAAGACUUUUUAUACCUUCAUUGUUAACAGACGUGGAUAGUUUGUUAUACAUUGAUACAGAUAUAUUAUUUUUACGACCUCUGGAGGAGAUAUGGAUGUUUUUUGGUAAAUUUAACAGUACGCAGUUAGCUGCCCUUGCUCCUGAACAUGAAGAUAAAGCUGCUGGCUGGUAUAAUAGAUUUGCUAGACAUCCUUACUAUGGAAAACUAGGUGUUAAUUCUGGAGUGAUGCUUAUGAAUCUAACUAGAAUUAGGCAAUCUACAUGGUUAGACUCCUUGAUGAAGUAUUAUAAAGAAUACAAACUAAAAAUAACAUGGGGAGAUCAGGAUCUCAUCAAUAUUUAUUUUCAUUUUCAUCCAGAUAAGUUAUAUCUUUAUCGAUGCGAAUGGAAUUACCGUCCAGAUCAUUGUAUGUAUAUGAGUGUAUGUAAAGAUAUAGAUUUAAAUGGUGUGUCAGUUUUACACGGCAAUAGACGUGUCAUGCAGAACGACAAACAACCAGCUUUCAAAGCAGUUUACACAGCAUUUAAAGAGCACAACUUUUCAUCAAGCAUAGAUGAGGAUUUACUGAAAAAUUUGAAGAAACUUUUAUCAAAAACAUCAAAUACACCGUGUGGACAAAUUGGACCAUUAGCUUAUACAAAACACAUAGAGGAGUUUGUGUUGUUAGAGAAAAACUUGUUGAGCUAAUAUAAAAUGUCCUAUUAUUGUAAUGUGCCAUUCCUUGUGGACAGAUGGACCAUUAGCUUAUGCAUA